AUGACGUCUCCAACGGUCAAGGCGCUAUCAUGGGGCAUCAUGGAGAUUCCGGACGUCGGCAACGGCAAGGACUUCAAGCUCUGGCCCGGCGGCGGCCGAGAGUGGAACUGGGGUGAGACGGGGACGCGACACCGGCCGGGCAUCCAGGUCUCCGACAUCGAGGAGCUCAUCACAAAGGGGGCGACGGUGGUUGUGCUCUCGCGUGGCUUCGAAAACAAGCUUCGCGUCGACGCGGGCGUGCUGGACUAUCUCGCGGACAAGAACGUGUCGGUGCACAUUGCGGCCACUCCCGAGGCGGUGACCAUGUACAACAGCUUGGCUGGAACGACAUUGGUCGGAGGGCUCUUUCAUUCGACCUGCUAG
Molecule: messenger RNA, 363 nt
Organism: Purpureocillium takamizusanense
Lineage: Eukaryota; Fungi; Ascomycota; Sordariomycetes; Hypocreales; Ophiocordycipitaceae
Exons: 1
Coding region: 1-363 (120 amino acids)
Biological process (GO): positive regulation of fat cell differentiation
Cellular component (GO): cytoplasm
Source: RefSeq, a predicted model, not a curated record